Pocillopora meandrina is the source of this 15078-nucleotide messenger RNA. Lineage: Eukaryota; Metazoa; Cnidaria; Anthozoa; Scleractinia; Pocilloporidae. The record is from the annotation of a GenBank genome assembly.
GGGCAUAAUUACAAAGGAAGACACAACUGCAAUGCUACGCACGAGAAUGAUCGUUACGAGUAUACCUGCACUGUGUAUAGACAGUCGAAUUGGAUGAAGAGUUGACAUGCUGUUUGGGUAGAGGCUCAUUUUGGAGCGGAAUAGCCCUUUGAAGCAAGUCUUAAACAUGCAAAAUGGUUUUUGUGACUUAGUUUGGGUUUGAGGACAGGAUGUCGUCACACGGUUAUACUGGAACUUUUCGCUUUUAUUCUCUCUGUGUCUGUGUCAUGGCCACUGUAAGCCAUUUACUCUCCCAGUGUUGUUUUCACUUUCAAGUUGUGGAAGCUGCCAAAGAGAAGCAGAUAUGAAGCUCAAUGUGGCGUGCUGUAGCACCUGGUCAUAGAUCUUCACAUAGAACUUCAUUUCUUAACAGAAAUACAUCCUCGCCUUCUGUUGGUCGCCAUUUUCAAACAUUCCGACAAUACACAAGAAAGGUGUAACAAGUCAAAGAAAGUAACUCGUUGAAAAAUGUUGCUAUUAAGUUUAAAAAAGGACGAAAUUAGGGACGAAAAAAUGAUGGCGGUCGACCCCUGUCACCAGUCUCCACAUCCAGGAACGCUCGGAGGAUUUUUGUAGGAGUAGGGCAUGGACGCUCAGCUUAAGUUAUUCCAAUUUACCCACUGAACUUCUGGAGGAAGAUGUGUUAUAUCAUUGAACUCCGUAAAACUAGGUUGUCGUGUUCAAGGCAGUCAGCAACAUACAUCUCCUGGUGAACAUGAGCAAUUUAUCGUCUCAGUCCAAACGAACUGAGCCUUUACAAGAUGACGGAGUGGACAAAGAGCAUCUUCUGCACAGUUUCGUAGAAGCGAAGGAGAAGGUUAACGCUAAAUUCAGAGACCUUAAGAAGUAUCUUGAAGACUGUGAAAAAUUCUUAGCCGAGUUCAGAAAAGCUGAUGAAAAUGAACGAGACAUCAAGAAAUUCUCAAGCAAGGUAAGAUUGUAUGUCGCGUUCAAGCUCCAUGAUGUCGGCGUUGUUUUUUAAUGCUUUUUUUUUCAAUUUAUUUUGCUAUUACUGCAAAGCUACCCUGCACUAUCACGGUCAAUUUCUUGAUGUAGUAAUUCUUAUUAAGUCAGAACUGAUUACUGCAUUUCUCUUAUACAGGUGUCAGGCUAUCUGGCUCAGGUUUCGCGCAUCUCAGAGGUGCUAUCAAGGGACCAGAUAAAGAUGGCCUUCUUUGGAAGAACCAGCAAUGGAAAGAGCACUACAAUAAAUGCCAUGCUUCAAGAUAAGAUCUUACCAACAGGGUUGGGCCAUACUACAAAUUGUUUUCUCAGUGUACAUGGUUCAGAUUUACCAGAUCCAUAUAUCUUGGUUCCAGGGAGUGAUGACAAGAGGAAUGUGAAGGUAUGUCCUUCUAAAAAGUAUUGUAAGUUUCUCCUUUGUUAUAAUUACAAGUACCACAUUUUCUCAAUUGAAAAUUGUUGCAAUUCUCUCUCCUAAUAAUUAUAUGUACCACAUUUUCUUGAUUGAGCAACCGGUUCAUUUAUUUCAAACUUGGCCUGGUAAACCUGGUGUUUAUAAGUAUCAGGACAGGGUAUUAGUCUGGGAUUGGUAUAUCAACUUUUCUUAAUAUCCAUAUUUUAAGACUGAUGGGUAGUCAGUGAGAAAACAUGAUUUUUCUCUGUCAAACUGUCACCUAGUCUUAACAAGGAUAUAUAUUUUUCUUACAAACAUUUUAUGUUUAAAAUAUGAUUUACAGUUAAUAAAUUGUUUUUAAUUUUUAUAGCCUAACAGCAGAUAAAGGCCUUAACCUCAAUCAAUUACCCCUUCUGUUUAAUUCUAAACUAGCAGUAUUUCUCUGGUGUUUACAUGAUUUUAACAAUUAAUUUCGGUUUUACAUUUCAUUCAGAAAAUAUCACUGGUACUUAAAUUAUCUAAAAGCAGAAAAAUAUUCAUGAAUAGAUUAAAUAGUACUCCAAUUGACAUAUGCACUGUCUUAGUUAAUGAAUAGUUAGUAACUAUGAUAAUUACAUAUUUUUCUUUUUGUUAUCAAAACAGUCAUUAGAUGAACUUGCUGAUGCCUUGUCCAAAGAAAAGCUUGAUCCUAGCAGUCUUGUUCAAGUGGUUUGGCCAAAGUCCAGGUUUGAUUUUGUUUUGUAACUAUUGUAUCAUUCACAUGUACUCACAGGUAACUGUUGUCCUGUCAAUCAAAGUGCAUUUACCAUUCAACCUUGCAAACUUUUUUCAUUGGUUUUAAAGGUAGAAUGUUGUGCAAAUUAAUUCUGUUAUCAUGCAUUAGACUUAUGAGAGAUCUGAUUGGUCAAGAACAUUCUAUCACUAUACAAAAGCAGAGGAAGUUGACAUAAUAACCCAGUAUCUGCAGCAGACAUUGCAUCUAUUAUUUGGAGUUAAAAGUCUGCCUAGUGUCUAAGCCCUUACUCCAUGAAGUGUUCUCAAACUUUUACAGACCUAGAGAUAUGUGUCUUCUUUUCCAGAUUUUUUUUUAAAAUUUGUAAUGAAACAAUUACUGAAUUAAUUCAUUUGAUAUCAUAAAUUAUUAAGCAUCAUGUCUUUGUAAUCUGCCUCAGCCUUCAGUUUUGGUAGAUGACUCAGACCUCGGUUUUGAUAAUUCAAGUUAUCGUGCUCAACUUCCUUCAGUAAUUGUUUAAUAAACAUAUAAAGUAAAGUAUAAAGCUGUGUCAUUGAUUUUUCAAUGAGUGUCUUAUAAACAAAGGAAAUGUACUUGUAGUGUUGAAAAGCUCUUGGAUAGGCUGCCUCUUGUUUCUUAAAAAGAUAUAAAAAACUUCUUAAACACAGUUCACAUGUUCUAGAUAAUGCAUUUCACAUUAGAUCAGAGGGUUUGUAUAAAUAAAGUUUUACCUGUACAUUGUUAUCACUUGUGAUGGUUUCAUUUUUGUUAAAACUGUAUUUUUUUUUUUAACCUCAGAUUUAAAAUCUUGUCAGGGGAUGUUGUUUUGGUGGAUAGGUAAGCAAAUUAAAAUUGAUAAAAUGUACUGUAUAAUUAACCUUUUCACCCCUCAAUUACGCAUUUAGAUCCCAAGAAUAAAAGAAAUUGUCAUCAGUUAUAGAAGCUCUUGACUGUCAGGCAAAUUGUCUUUGUCUGCAUCUAAGGGAAUGUAAAGAGGACAGUAUAGAGAAUGUGCAUACUAAUGUUAGGGUGUGAAGGUUUAAGAAAAACAAAGAGACAAAAAAACAAGAAACCAAUUAAAACAACAGGUUAAUGAGGCAUUGCUCUAUUGUGAUAUAUCUUGUGUCUUCUACACCUAGAAGAAGCCUUAAAAUGCCAUGUAAUUAGUCACAGAAAAUUGUUAUUUUAGUCCUGGUACAGAUGUAAGCCCUGAUUAUGAUGGUUGGAUUGAUAAGCACUGUUUGGAUGCUGAUGUGUUUGUCCUGGUUGCUAACGCUGAAUCGGCACUCACCGUUACGGUAUGUUCAUGACCAUUCAUGUGCUAUGUGUAAAUUUAAGAUACAACACAUACAGAAUUUAAAUUUGAUGGAACUUUUUUCAAAAUUUCAGUUGCUUUAAAAUGUGACUUGUUACAGGUCCAUUGUGGUAGCAUUCAUAGAUUUAACCUUCCUAUGCUUGUGGGACAGUUUCUCUAUUGGUACCCUUGUCAUUUGCAGGAGAAAAAAUUUUUUCACAAAGUGAAUCAGCAUCUUUCAAAACCAAACAUCUUCAUUGUACAUAACAGAUGGGACGCAUCUGCAUCAGAACCAGACAAGAUGGAGCUGGUUAGUAAGCACCUAUUUGUCCAUGAUACCCAAUCAAAUUUGAAAUCAAAAGAUGUCAAAAACUGAAUCAAAACACAACAUGGAGUUGCCUUUCAUUUUAGAUGCUCUCUUCAAAGGAAAUUGUUGCUGGAAAAAAAUUGCUGAUGAUUCAUAGUGGGGGGGGGGGGAGAGAGGAAGGAGGGGGGGCUUAGUUAGAGGGGAAGGAUUAAGGUAUGAUCAUGGGUGGGAUAACAAGCCAUUUAUCCCACCUCCCCACCUCCCCACCUCCCCCACCUCCCCUGGAAAACAACCUGUCUCCCCCCUCCCCCCUCCCCCCUAACUAUCAGAUGAUGGUGGUAAAGUGUUAUUUUUUUAAUUUUUUUUUUCCUGUUUCCUUUAGGUGAAAAAUCAGCAUCUCAGUAGAAGCAUCAGUUUUCUUGUUGAUGAACUCAAGUGUGUAGACAAAGGAAAGGCAGAAGACAGAGUGUUUUUUGUCUCGGCUAAAGAGGUAAGCUGCUGGUUAUUUUAUGUCGCAGUUUACAAGGACCAAUUGCAAAUAACUUUGAAAAAGUCUUCAAAUUUUUGUUACUGCUAUGCAAAGAGAAAUAUAAAACAGGACACACCUCUUAAUUGAUCUAUUUAUUUGAACCCCACUUUCUUUUCAUGUUUCUGUUUUACCUAGACCUUAAUGACCAGAAUGCAGAAACACCAAGGAAUGCCUCAAGGAGGUUUGUGGCUGAUCAAAAUGUGCAUUCUCUUGAAACAGCAUGAAUUGUUAACAAGUAAGAUUUUUAUAUUAAAUCAAGUAACUAGCAUUGCAUUACCAGGUUGUUUUUCAGGUGGUGCCAUUCAUGAUGAAGGAUUUUUUGCUCGGCAGUUGGAGUUUGAGAACUUCGAACACAAACUGGAGGUAUUUUAGCAACUGCUCUGGCUUACAAUCCAGCAUAGUUUUCAGAUAGCCUGUUGUCUGUUAGCAGAUCACUUACAAACCAAAAGGUGGCAGAAAUAUUUUGAUGAUUGCAAAGUGGAAUUUAAUGGCAUUGUUAUUGAAGGAGUACAAAAUUGCUAAUGGUAGCUUCACACAUUAAAGCUAGUUACAAGUAAUUUACCACCUGUUAGACCUUUUACUGCCAUCUAUUUAGCAUGUAGAGGGGCCUUCUGACCCUGCCACCUUAAACACCAUUGGCAGCUGCCCAUGGAAAAGGUUACUGAAAUCCCUGGGUCUGUUGUGUGUUAGAUCAUUGGUAAGAACUAAUCAAAGAUUGCUACCACAGAGUCAUGAUGUAUUUGCACAUGUACUUUUUCCAUUUAAAGUUAAACACAUUUGCUUGUUUAGAGUUUGUGUCAAUUAAUUAUUCUGACUUUGCAAAGGAAAUUUUACAUGCUUGAUUUUAUAGGAGUGUAUUUCUAAGUCAGCCAUAAAAACCAAGUUUGAAUCUCAUGCAGUGAGUGGAUUGAAAAUUGCAAAGAAAUUAAAGAUUCUUAUGGAACAAAGAGUGGGUUCUACCUCUCAGCAAAGGUGAGAAAGAGACAGAUAAUUUUUUUCAUUUUGCUUUAUGAAGGUGAUUUUACUUAAUUGUCGGUUUUGCUGAGUUCAUAUGGUCUAUUUUGCUCAGAUCCACACAGGAGAAAGCCAAGAAAGAGCAAGAGAAUAGACUGAAGUUUGUGAAGGAACAGCUUGAAAUCAGUACACGUGAGAUAAAAUGCCUGAUCAAGGAGAUCACUUCUAAAGUUGAGGGUCAGGUAAUAAAAUAAUUACUCUCAUACUCUUUAGGGGGGCAUAAGUUCAAAACUUAUGAUUUAUUCAGUCUUGAAUCUCAGUAAUUUCAAGUUUUUCUCAAUGUAAGGGUCCAGAAUAGAUUAAGAAGUAUGUAAUCAAAUGGAUGACUUUUUUUGACAUGCUUCUUAGAUGCUUGUCAGGUGCCUUUGAUGUAAAUCAAAUUUACUUUGAAGUGAGUGGUAAAAUCUUAUCAAGAGUUUGCCCUAAUUUUACUACUGUAGUGCCUGGGUACACACAGACAUGCACCUAAUUUGUAAUAAGUAUGAUAAAGUAGUAAGGAUGAACACAAAUCAGAACACAAUCUUAAAGAACUAAACUGUCAGAGCUUUUUGCAAUUUCUACACGUAGAGUAUUGCUACUGCCCCCUGAAAUGGGAAGUCAGUCUAUCCCAUGCUACCCGUCCCCCACCCUGACAGCAGUUCUUCAUAUUUUCCCGAUCCCGUGUUUGUAUCCAUUUUUUACUCUUUGGGCCUUUCCGCACAAGCGCACAAAACUAGAAUUGUCCCGAAAAAAUCAAAGGACAAAUUUUGUCAAAUUUCAAAGCCUUCAGAUUCCGUCAGCGCCUGAUCUGUUCACAAGACCGGCCAGCAUAGUUGCCAAAGGAUUCCACCUCCAAUUUCCAGGACUUAUUCUAAGUUGUUUUAAAAUUUUAGAAUCCUUGAGUAUUGCAUCAAAAGGCAAUUUGUGCCCUUCUAGUUACUGAUUUCGGUUCAAUAACGCGCUGGUCCUAACUUUUACGACAAACGAUCGACACGUUUAUUACGGUUUUGUUUAUUCGGUCGAUUUUGUCCAGCUUUUACAUGGGACAAAUUUUUUCGGCAAUACAUCAGAAGAUUUGUUCCCUUCGGCCAGUGAGAAAGUCUGAUGUUGCUUACUCAACAAAAUGUUUUCCUUUCUUUAGGUGACUGAGGCUAUGACAGAAGAGAUUGGUCGAGUGGGCUUGCUGGUGAAUGAGUUCAAUCAUCCAUUCCAUCCUCAUCCUGCAUUCCUUAGGACAUACAAAAAGGUGAAAAUUCCAUGUGUAGACAGUUUCACUGCCGACCAACAGCUGCAGUGGAAGAAUAAUCUGAAAUUAAACACUUUAUCACUCAUUAUGUCAAUAGGAGCUGUGUGAUCACCUCGCGAGGGGCUUGGGUUGGAAUAUGACGGCUUGUUUAAAUGUUCAAACUGAAGUGAUUCUUAAGGCACAAAAAGACAUUGCAGGUCAGUGUUCAGGAACUACUCUAUGUAGCAUGAAUGAUGUGUGAUUCUGCACGUGUACGUAAGCCAAAAAAUUCUUGAAUGAGUAUAUAGUGAAUUGCCGGAAUUAUCUGGAGAAGUACCUUUAAAAACACCUCGCAUCAGGUUACAGAACUGGUCUAACUAAAACCUUCCACGCCUUCCGCCACUGUGAUCUUUCUGAUCAUAAGUCACACUCGCAUUGUUUUGCACAAGGAUUUUGAUAGCUACUUGUCAAACCUGUCAAUGUCAUCACGCCGCACCAAUCAGAAGUGCCAUUCGAGGGGAAACAGUUUUUUCAAAAGCCUACGAGCCUUUCUUCCUCUCCCCACCCCACCCCACCCCCAUCCUGCGAAUUGACUGUCAACACCAAUUUCCUACCAACGAGGGGGGGGGGAAGGGGGGAGAAUCAUAAGACUAUUAUAGGGCCUUAUGAGGGGAUCUAGUAUAUUUUAUCGUGACAAGACCGACAUCUUUCGACCCCCACCCACUCCCCCUCAGAUGAAAACUAGUGACCGGUCCUUUAAGUAGUUAUAAAUAUAUUUUUCUUUUCUUCCAGAUCACCAUCGUAGUCUUCUGCCUGAAACACCAGUAACACGACUAACAUCCUCCAACCCCCACCCCCUCCCCCUCCCCCCAAAUGAUAACUAAUGGCCAUAUUUUCUUUUUUCCUAGACCGCUUUCGUAGUCUUCUUCCUCCUGAAACACUAGGGGUAUCUCUUGAGCCCAGCACUCCAGCGUGAGUAUUGUGUUCUCUAACCCAUUAACCCUUUACACCCUAACAUCAGUAUUCAUUUUCUCCAUACUGUUCUCUAUACAUAUCCUAUGCUGCUGACAAGGAGAAUUUGUUUAACAAUCAAGAGCUUCUUUAGUUGGUGAUCAUUUCCUUUAUUCUCAUAACCUCAAUGUUUGUUUUAGGGGUGAUACUGACAGGAGAAAAUAGUUGUUAAUCACUCUUAGGGGUUAGAGGGUUCAACUCUUACAUUAGUAUGCAUAUUCUCGAUACUGUUCUCCACACAUUUCCUAAUGUGUUGACAAAGAGAGUUUGUUAAACAAUCAUGAGCUUCAUUAGUUGGCGUUCAUCUCCUUCAUUCUCGUAACCUGGAUGUGUGAGUCUGGGGUGAUAUUGCAAGGAGAAAUUAGAUGCUGAUCAAGGGUUAAGAUCUAAUGACUCGGUAUAGUAAGACAUCAAAACUAUUGGCUCGAGGAAACCAGGAAGCAGACACCCAAGAGGGGAAACGAGUAAAUAUCCGUUUUUCUUGUUACUAAAUUCUUUAUCUUGUUUAUUUAUUGUAGUCUUGAUUUCCACGCGAACUUGGGAGUGGAUGUGCGCCGUCUGUGCGCUGAUUUUCAAGAAGAUAUCAAGUUUCGCUUCUCUCUUAGCUUGCAAGCGAUUUUGAGGAAAUUAUUGCGGCCUGGACCAGCCAUCGCUUUGGAAGCGAAUGUAAGAACACUUCUUUAGUACUAGAAUAAAAAACGAUAAAAAAAAAUUAUCCUAGUCAUAGAAGAGUUGAGGUCGAAGGAGCUCAUGAAGAGUAUUAAAAUCUUUGUAAUAACUUUCGAAAGGAAAGCGUUAAAUGUAAUUCUAUUUCAAACGAGGGAAAUGGCUGAAAGCCAUUUCUGAGUUGUUGUUUUGAUCCAGAAUUAACUCAUCUGCUCCAUCACUCCAGCCUUCCAUAUUUGUGGUUGAAUGGAUGUUGCCCCUCGAUAAUUUAUUUUCGAACUGUAGUGGCUCAUGGCAACUUCGAUUUUGUCUAAGAUUCAGAGCUUGGUACCUACCGCACCAGCUGUCGUGCAAGCGCUAGCAGAGGGGCAUUUUGUUGCGCAUGCGCCAAGAAAAUUUGUUCGGCGCGUUCGGCGCCAUUUUGAUAUUUUCAGCGCGCUUUUGCGGGUUUUCAACUGAGCGAUCGACACCUUUCUGUGAUAUUUUUUGGAGAGGGAUGGAAGAGUAUGACAAGUUUACUACCAUUUCUAACUCUUUGGAUACUUGUGGAGUUUGCUGGCUCUUCGGAUGAGGAUAUUUUAAUGAUCAAAGUGCGAACAAAACGCGAAAAAAAGUCGAAAACUUGAAGUUUGAGAUUUGAUUUGCUGACGAUCAAGAUGUGCACAUGAGACUACAAACCUUGAAGGUUAGUCUUAAGAUGUUGAUGUCUUACUUCUAUAAAUCACGAAGUGAUGUGUGGAGGCGAUCGUGAGAUAUUCGUUACGAUAAUAGAAGGUAGUUUACAAUUGGAUCUUAUUUUACUUCAACUUUGAAAUAAAAUUACGUUAAGUUCGAGGUGGCCCCCAAGCUUCAAAUCACUUCAAAUAACAUCUUAUCUUCUUUCUCUUUGUUUUCCCAUUGGACACAAGGCUUAAAAAAAAUCUUCCAGCUUCAGGAUUGAGUUGCUCUUUCUAUAACCUUCGGCGAAUUCGUUUUUUGGGAGGUUGAGGUGGAUUUUCAAAGUCAUGGCUCACAACUGUCUUUGGCCAUUUUGCUCUCCAAGUCUGUUGUACUUGGUACGUAGGCAUGCGUCUUAACAACGUUUAUAGUCUUGCCUCGAUCAUCUGCGGUUUUAUCUAAUUUUUUUGCUGUGUUUUGGUGAGAAUUUUUCUGAUUGCCCUUUUGGGCUUGAAGGGCUAACUAGAGGAUAAACUUCGGUAGAACUUGUUUUAUCACAUGGCCCCCAAAUCUCUCACCACUGUCAGUUCAUUGUUUAUUUAUUUAGCCUUCGGUCUAACCAGUUCAUUUACCUCCAAAAAAUCCGUGGGCUUUGUCUCAUGAGUUUAAACUGGUGCCGUUUUCUUCAUGUUCAUGUGUUAUUCGAAACGGAUGGCGUCAGCUUCAUUCUGUCUUGUUUAUUUCAAUAGAAUACUUCUGCCAUACGAAAUGAAUUUUGAGUCGAAGUGUACUCUAAAACUCGCAGAUUAAAAUUAUCUAACUUUCUCUGGUUCUUAAAACAUGAGGUGAGCGAUACAAUAAAUGAAUAAUUACUCAAGGGGCUGGAACUCUCUUUCUUUAGAAUGUGAACUACAGUAUUUCUGUCAUAUUUGAAAACGAAUUUCGGGUUAAAAUGUCUUCAAACCAGUUUGACUUGUAUUUCUCUUUGCCAGAUAAGUCUUGAUCCUUCAAUUUUUAUUUCUUAAUUGAGACUGAUGAUUGGAAUUAACUAUUGUGUUCUCUGCUGUUUAGGGAGAUGUGAAGUGACCCCACUACAUAUGGUCAGUACUAUUGACAGAAAGGAUAGGUGUGACAUUUGCUGUGGCAAGCUGGCAUUCAAGAGAAUGUCAUUAGUACCAGAAGCUUACUACUGGUAUAAAUUAUCAAUCUUUUGUUCUCUCCACACAACUUGCCUCAACUAGCUUAUGCUAUAUGCAACUUGUGUCUAUACCUUUUUGCAACUAUAAAAUUACCAAUAAAGUUUUUUGAAAGUUUUGUCCAAAUUUCAUGGGAAAACAAUAUGAGGAGUGAUCAGGUGAAAUAUUGUCCUGUUCCUUAACUGUGUUUGAGCUUCCAGGCAGAGCUAAAAAUUUCUUAAGCGACUGAUUUAUGAUUUUCUGCCUUAAAAUUAGCACAGCCAAACCCCUGGCUUGAAAACUAUUAAUUUCUGCAAAUAGGCAUCCAAGCUGAUGCCCAUUACUGCAGAAUAUGCAAUAUCAAAGUCCCCUUUUGACUUAGGUCUCAUUCCUCUAAAAUCUGAUAGAUGUAGAGCAUCAAUUUUCAUAAAGAGAUCAACAAACCUCUUCACAUUAGUUUAAUCUGACCUCACUAAGUCUUAUUCCUGAAAAGAAAAGGCUUUUUUUUUUUUACCCUCACUGUUAAAUAUCAGCCUUACUGGUUCUUUUUGUUGUUUAGCAUGUGUAAGAGUCUUUUCAGACCAUCAAAUUGUCACACAACUCUUGUAAUUUAAUAGGUUGGAGAAUAAGGUUGCAAAGAGUGUAUAUGAUUUUUUUUGUGCAGUUGAAAUGAUAAAUGAUAGUGAUUUUCACUGGGUAAUAAUUGAUUUAACUAUUCAUCUUACAACUGGAAGCCCAAAGUAGUACUUCUUUUCUUUCACAAUUUCCCCACAUCAUCGAUCAUAUCUGAUGAUAUUUCCGAGACUAAUGAUUGAAAAGACUUUAUCUUACUCUGAUAAAAUCCAUAAUUAUUCCUCCAUUUCUAACCAGAUGGAGCUACCAUAUCUCUAGCAUUAGCAUUGUCUUACUUUUCUUUACUCAACAUUGACCUUUUUUAUUUUGGUAAUCGGCCCUGCCGGUUGUGAUUCAUGUCAAAAAAAACUUUUGAAACAAAACAUAAACCUCUGUAAACUUUACAUUUUUGCCAAAAUUAGAGGUACACUGCACUAGCAGUAUAGUUGAAGCUCUAAAAAACGCUUACAGAAAGGCGAGUACUUCAAAUGAUCACCUAUAACUUGAGAUAGCAAUGACACGAUAAAAGUAUACUAUCCAAUUCUUUUGUACUCUUCGACAGGCCACUUGCAUCCUUCAAAAAUAACAUCAUCUUCAUCGAUCGCCCAGACAAUCACGAGACAAGACUCGAACAAUCUUUUGCAUUCUGAAAAUAACUUCCUUCCACACAUCACACAAUAAUUUCAAGGAUUUGCCGCUUCCAUCUACGUUACAGAAGAAAAAAUGAGAAGAAAGGUUGUCUCAAAUACUCGAACCAUUGUUUUUUCCGACGUAUUUUACUGCUUCUUUUCUUUCGUGAUUCUCGAAAGGGAAACCGACGCAGGCGCAUACCAGCGGUUUCUCGUAUCAAACUAAAAUUUACCGGACAUGCGCAACAAAAUGCCCCUCUGCUGCAAGCGCUAACUUCACCAACGACACUCACAGCUACACUAGUAGUCAUAGUUGGAGGACUGGUAAGGGUUAAAACAUUUUAUUGAUUUAGAGAACCUCAACCAUAAAACAUAGCGGUCAAACGUUGGGCAUGCGCAAGGGGAUCGAUUCUUGCCGGUCGUGCCUCAAUUUCCCGCGUAAAAUUUCAAAUUAAAACAUAAGAAACAACCGCUAUCCUGCAAAUCAAGCGAAAGAGAAUCGAAACGAUUAUAGGAAUCUGCUAGAGGAAACAAAAGCAGGGGAAAGGAAAGUGAGGGACUUUUCUUACACUAAGCUUUUUCAAGUACUGGUAUCGUGUUGAUAUACCGAACGUUUUGAGCUUUACCGAAAGAAAAUGCUUUUGAAACACCAUAACUUAUUGUCUUGUAUGGUUGUUGGUAACUCGUGAGACAACUUGUAUUUGACAGCCUCAAAGCGCUUUACUCAGUCAUUACAACUUUCGCACAUGCUUAUACGAUCGCCGUACAGACAAAUCGCAUCUCAAAAAUGUGAUUUAAAUUUCCACGUAACAUUACAGACGUAUGUAUGCCUAUACGAAGCGUCAAUUUUAAUUCGUGUUUCUCCAAUUGCAGACUUGGAAGACUGUAGGGGGGCGGUUCACGGCUUUGUGUGGUGGGUUAUACGGUGGAGUGUAUGUAUUUGAGAGGGUACGUUGGACCUAUGGUGGUGAAGAAGAAUCUUUCAAACGACAGUUUGCGGAUUACGCUUCGGGAAAGCUUCAGUCAGAAGUCAGCGUCAUGAGCGCCAAGUGUAGUGGACAAGUGCGACAGUAAGUUUGGCUGCCAUUUGAUUUUUGAAGCGUCUAUGAUGUGUUUGUUUCUCAGAUUUUCUUUUACCCACAAAGCCGUGUGGUUAGUUUUUAUUUCAAUUUGUGCCUCGUGGUCUGGCUAAUCAGAUAAUGUGUCAUUUUGUUGACCAAUUAUAUCGCAUAUCGUUCAGGAGUCGCGAAUUUUCUCACGGUUUACACUCGGUAUCUUGCCAAUCAGACCAGGUGUCGUGCUUUUGACCACUCACGUUUCAAAUACUAAAACUGACGCGGAUUUUCCCGCGCUUUACGCUUGGUGCCAAACAUUGAUUUGCUCCUCAAUUGAUUUCUGCCGCGUAACAGCCCCAUUUUAAGCCAAAAGUGAAGUUAUUCCUCCCAUUGAUACCUUUUUGCUCAAGUAACUGUCGUAUUUGCCAAAAUGUUAUCAUGAACAUGUUUAAACUCAAGCUCUCUAGCUCAGAGCAGAGGGUAACUUCACUUGCCUUAAAAAUGAAUGUUGAAACGGUGCCAUAUGGUGAAAGGCGAGAAGUGUUGAUUGGAUGUAACCAGGUUGGUAACUUAACAAUUCUAGAAUCGUCUGUGGCUGUUUGAUUUUACACCCAUUCGGUACGCUAUUCUAAGCAUGCAAAGCCUUAAUUACCGCUCUCGCUAAGAGCGGUCCUCUCAACUUCACUUCGGAAAAAAGUUUUCUCUUAUUUUUUUUGCCCAUGAAAAUGGUUUAGGACAGAUAUUUCAAAAAUAGUUAAGUUGUUCUCCAAUUCGAUCGCUGUCCACACGGGUGGUCUGGCCAAAAAUCGUUUUUGGCUGUUGGCGACCCCAAAGAAGAGAAUUGGAGAACAACUAAACCAUUUUUGAAACAUGUGUCCUAAACCCUUUUCGUGCGCAAAAAAUAAAGGAAAACUUGUUUUUGACGGAAAGUCUAGAGGACUACUUUUAGCGAGAGCGGCACUUAAGUGUCUUCACCUCUGCCAUAAUAUUAUCUCUAUGCCAAGAAAGCGAUGCGAUUUGAUAUUAAAAGUGUUAAUUCAAUGCUCUGUGCAGCCUGACAACUGAUUGAUUCUGCAAAGAAACUUUUACACCUCAAUUGUCUUUGGUCUAACUGAACAUCGCGAGUUGAAUACUUGUUUGCUAUUUUGAUCUUGUUAUGAGGAUUACUGUAUAUUAAUUCCUCUAGUUCAUGAUAUGCGGCUUAGCGGUAAGAUACAUAAUGUCAAAUCCUCGAUUAUUUUGAAAACUGGUUAUUGUGUACUUCAGAUAAAGAAACAUUUCACUUAAUUUUAUUUCAGAGAACUGACGUCAACCUUCGCGAAGCUUGAGUUUCCGGUUCUGAGAAAAAUGGAAAAUUUGGGAAAAAACAUCGUCGAACUGGAUCAAGAAAUAACAAAACUUGAGAAAAUCGAAAAGAAAUCGAUAGCAUUAAGGUAAUUCUGUGUUACAUAUCGGCAAUUAAUUAAUGACAACAGCUGGAAGGAAGGAGAAAAAAAAAUAAUAGUGAAAUGGGGGUGGUGUGGAGAAAAAUUCUUUUCUUCUGAACUCAAAUGUAUCAUUACCCUCCGUCUUCACAUUGGGUUGUCAUUCUCUCUCGCUGAAGGGAACAAGGUGGCAUGGAUAAGGGAUUAUCCACGAUUUCUUAGACUAGUACUCCCAAAAAAGGAUGUUGUGAAAAUGAAAGGAGGGGGUUGGGAGGGAAGGGAAGGGAAGGAGUGAGAAUUACCCCUUGCCCCUUCAUAGACCACCAUUUCAUCUUAGGAAAUAUUUUUUUUAUCAAGGGAAAGGGGAUUGUGGGGAUUGGGGGAUUAGCCUCUACCCCCCUUCACAGACAACCUCGUCAUCCUAAGUAUCGUUUGUAAACAGAAGCAUGGGGAGAGUGCAGCACCAGAAGUUCUAAGUGAGCUCGCUUUCUGUCCUUAGGAACGAUGCAAGUCGGUUGGAAAGCGAACUGUCCCAAUUCAUCACCGAGUUUGGUUUGGAAAAGAGCAAGAUUUGAAAUGAUGACUUCUUGAAAUCCAAAGACUUCUGAAAAUCAAGUCUAUAGCUCGCGUAACUGGAAAGUUUUAGUCGGUCAAAGAAGAUUUAUGCGGCCGACCAGUAAUUUAUUUUUUCACGUUCCCCUUGUGACUUCACCGCUCAUUCGCGCAGUUCUGUUACCCAAAACUGCCACAAAACUGUUAGUUAUGCAGGCUUUAUCAUCCCUAUCUACUUAGUUUAUUUUUCAUGGCCAUGAAGCGUGUAGAUCUACUUAGAAAAAGCUUUCCAUUCAGUUAAAAAAAAAAUAAUAAACACGCUACAUGGCUUAGGCGUUACGAAUGUUUUUCGAAGUGGUUUCUCUUUUCUACAUGAUGUAAGAGAGGACUUCUCUAAGAGUUCUUCGAAAGUUUGGUGGCUCUGUCUGAGGUUCUUUUCACUGUCAGUAUGUUUUAGAGGUUGUUAAGAAAUGCCUGUUAAAAUUAUUAGUCAAAAGGUAGUAUCUAUCAGAUGAUACAGGUCACAUCCAGAGGCAUGCAAUGCUAAUAAUUUUUCCUGACUAAAGUACACAGAUGCUUACCCUACAAAACAUAAUCAGAUUUGAAUCGGUUUAUCUUAUUUUAAGAAAUUUAUUAAAAAUACGAAUGGACAGUUAACGACUGUUAGGACGCUCAAGUGUUCUUGUCUUUUUACGUCCGGCAGACGGACUGAAAAAUUACAGAUUGGUCAGUCUUUAUUAUGUUCGUAACUAAUGAGAUUAAAGGGUAAUUUUGUGUUAUCAACUAAGUUGACAACUUAAAAUUAAUUGUUUGAAAUAAA